Molecule: messenger RNA, 2451 nt
Organism: Verruconis gallopava
Lineage: Eukaryota; Fungi; Ascomycota; Dothideomycetes; Venturiales; Sympoventuriaceae
Exons: 3
Coding region: 665-2287 (540 amino acids)
Biological process (GO): transmembrane transport
Cellular component (GO): membrane
Molecular function (GO): sulfate transmembrane transporter activity
Source: RefSeq, a predicted model, not a curated record
GUCGCCAUACGCACAUUUCUUUACGUGCUCUUACUUGAAAGUAAUUUCAUUGGCUCUUAGCCGCGUUCACGACGACGGUGUCGUCUCACACAUGACAUGACUUGUAUCACGCUUAACCGAAUGCUCCACUCCCCUCGCUUUAUCCAAGGACUGACCAAGGACCUAAAGCGGAGCGAUUGACAGAGCUAGUCUUGCAGAAUGGGACAUUGGCAAGGUGAAUGCGCAAUAUGGCGUCUUAAUUCUCUUCCAAAAAUGUAUGAGCCUCCGAAUGAGCAAGACACGAUGGCUAUUGAAUGUACGCUGAUAAUGCGAAAUAUUUCUGCAUGGGCAGUAAUUAGCCGAAAAAAGUGGAAUAUCUCAGGAAGUAUACUUGUUUAGGGACAAUAUUAAGCGAACGAAAGUUUUUAGUCCAUGGUUCACGUUUCUAGGUAGUUCUUUUGCGUAUAUAUGGAGCGAAGAACGCAACAUCUUGCGUCUCUGCCACAUCGUGGUAUUUGAGAAGCAGUACCUCGCCUCCGGACGACAAUACCAAGCACCUGAGUAUUACAAACUGUGGUCAAGUAGGGUUGUCGUGAAGUCUUCCAAGGAUUCGGAACUAUCACGUCCCUCAAAUCUCUCCUCUCUUGCUCUUACUUAGGGCAUCAAGCCUCUUCGGUUCUGCGCGAUGACCGGAAAGAAAGAAAUCGAGGAGCGAGUCACAGGUGUCUCAUCGUACAGCUCUAAAGAUGAGAAUUCUCUGGAGAGUGCGGAGCAACGCAAUAACGGGGAAGUAUUUGAGAAUUUGGGCUUGGAAGAUCUUUAUAAACCAAUCCCGAAUUAUGAAGGGAUUCACCGAUACGACCCUUCAUUUCAAUGGAAAGAAGAAGAUGAGCGAAAGGUGGUCAAAAAGAUUGACAAGCGUAUCUGCUCGUGGGUGUGUCUGAUGUUUUUUGCGCUUCAACUCGACAGAGGGAACAUUUCCCAGGCUCUUUCAGACAACAUGCUAAAUGAUCUCCAUCUAAACACCAACGACUACAACACGGGCAUGACAAUCUUCUUUCUGUGCUUCAUGUUUGCAGAGGUUCCAUCGCAACUUGUCUCGAAGAAAAUCGGGCCAGACAACUGGAUCCCUAUACAGAUGGUUUCCUGGAGUCUCGUGGCAAGCCUCCAGGCUUUCAUAACAACCAGAAGCGGCUUUUGGGCGUGCAGGGCGCUUCUUGGUCUGUUGGAGGGCGGUUUCAUUCCAGACUGCAUUCUUUAUCUGUCUUACUUCUACACGUCGAAGGAACUUCCCAGGAGGCUGUCCUGGUUCUGGGUCUCCUACCAAAGCACUCAGAUUGUGUCCGCAUUUCUGGCUUACGGUAUUUUGCGUUUGCGAGGGCACAAUGGGAAGCCAGGAUGGGCGUGGCUUUUCGCGCUCGAAGGACUGCUCACUGGUCUCAUUGGCGUUGCGUCCUUUUUCUAUCUUCCACCAUCCCCUACACAGACUGCCAGCUUCUUUCGUGGCAAGGACGGAUGGUUCAAUGAGACCGAGGAAAAGAUUAUGGUGAACCGAAUCUUGCGCGAUGACCCGUCGAAGGGAGAUAUGCACAACCGGCAAGGUCUUGGGUUUCGCCAAUUCUAUGCCUGCGUCACAGAUUGGCACAUGUGGCCCAUCUAUCUUAUCGGCCUCAGCUGGCUCAUCCCGAACAACCCAGUGGCGGCAUACCUCACGCUUAAUCUCCGGGCUAUUGGAUUCGAUACCUUCAAGACCAAUCUGCUCACCAUUCCAGCCUACGUUUUAUUCAUCCUCCAACUGUUGUUCUGGACGUGGCUCAGCGAAAAGAUCAACCAACGAUUCCUCGUCGGACUGGUUAGCCAGAUCUGGAAUUUGCCUCUUCUAAUUGCAUUAGAGCUUAUACCGAGCUCGACUAGCCCAUGGGUAAAGUGGGCUCUCAGCACCCUUCUGGUGGGUCACCCGUACGUGCAUGCUAUUCUCGUCGCAAUUACUUCACGCAAUGCUGGUUCGGUGAGGACUAGGACCGUGGCAUCGGCAUUCUACAAUAUGUGUGUCCAAGCGAGCUCUAUCAUUGCUUCCAACAUCUAUCGUGACAAAGACAAGCCAAUGUAUCGUACUGGUAACAAGGUCCUCAUUUCAAUUUGCGCCUACAAUUUCAUCCUCUUCAUUGGCGCGAAGCUUUUCUACGUGCAUGUCAAUAAGACGAGGGCUGCGAAGUGGGACGCCAUGUCGCAGGAGGAGAAGGAGCAUUAUUUAGCAACAACAAAGGACGAAGGGAACAAGCGAUUGGAUUUUAGGUUUGCUCAUUGAUAUACAGAUUCUUCGUGAUGCAUGGCAGAUUUAGAAUCUACGGAUUGCAGCGUUGCGCCGGGAUGCAAAGAUGUUGCGAGUAAGAAGAUGACGUGAUAAAUAGAGUAUUGCGAACGAAAGACCUUACCAGAAACAAGAUAACUUUUACAUACUAUACAUUGAAG